UGAUCGUGUUGAUUCAAAAACUACUGUAAGCUCAGCGAGUAAACAACGGCAAAAGCAAGCGAAGAGCACUGCAGUAUGGAAGUUCAAAGUAAUAAAACGAAGAAAUAUUCUUACCUAUCCGCAUCGAAAUUUCCUGUGCUCAAGAAGCCGGAAAUGGCUGGCUGCGAGAACUGUAUUUGCAAUCGGAAGCGCGGCUCAAUUUUUUGCACCAGUUGCAAAAAAACGUUCGUGGGUCGCAUUGCUGAACGUUGUCAGAUGCAUCCAGAAGUUGCAUAUCUUAUGGAUGCGCGCUAUUGCGCUUUCUGUGGAGCUGCUGCUAAAGAUUUGCAAAUGGGGGAUCCAAUGUAAGACUCAUGUCGUUGACGACAGACAGUAUGCUGAAGACAUACAUACGUAAUUAAUAAGCACAAUGAAAUUCACAAAUA
This is a messenger RNA of Drosophila navojoa, 425 nucleotides long. RefSeq lists its product as uncharacterized. The record is from RefSeq and is a predicted model, not a curated record. Lineage: Eukaryota; Metazoa; Arthropoda; Insecta; Diptera; Drosophilidae.